AUGGGGUUGAGGGCUGCAGUUGGCCUGGGUUGUGGUCGGCUAGUUCUUUCGUCUGAGGUUUCAACGCGUGGUGGCGGUGCGGACCGGGGGCGGCGGGUCGGUGCUGCCCCAUGGGGCCAAGGACUGCGGUUGGCCUGGGUUGCGGUCGGCUCAUUCUUCCGCCAGAGGUUGCAGCGCGUGGUGGCGCUGCGAACCGGGGACAGCUUCGGGAGGCUUGCGGUGGCGGCAUCCGGGGACACUGUUGGGUGGCGUGGUUGCGGGACGGCUUGUGCCUCAGUCGACGACCUCCUUCGUGCUCAUGGGCGGGGGUGGCUGCAGCGUGGUGGUGGUGGCGCUUGCCCGGCAUUGUCGGGUUGCGGGGGCGCGGAACGAACACUCCAGCAGCAACAAGGCGGCCGAUCGAAGGAGCGAGGCGAGAAGAUGAUUCCCCUGUGGAUCCUGGCGCUGGUCGCGGCCGCGUGCGCCUUCUUCUGCGGGCCGAUGGUGAUGAUGCAUGGGCCGGGAGCCGCCGGGCUGCUCAUCAGCCGUGCGGCGUUCGAAGCCUUCCCCAAGCUCUACUACUACCUGCUCCGCACGUACGGACCCGCCGCGGCCGUGUUCGUGUUCCGUCACCUCCCCCAGUGCCUGAUCUCUAUCUUGGCUUUUAUUUUUGGUAUGUGA
Molecule: messenger RNA, 660 nt
Organism: Triticum turgidum subsp. durum (durum wheat)
Lineage: Eukaryota; Viridiplantae; Streptophyta; Magnoliopsida; Poales; Poaceae
Source: the annotation of a GenBank genome assembly